AUGUCCGGCUCAAAUCCCGAGUUCUUGCGCUUCACAGGCCAUAGGUCAUUCACACAUCGUCUCAUUCUCUCAACCUUGACCGGCAGACCAGUCCACAUAUCCGGCAUUCGCAGCUCGUCGCCAACAGCACCCGGCCUGGCCCCUCAUGAGAUCUCGUUCCUCCGCCUCCUCGAAGCCGUCACAAAUGGCAGCUCAAUGCAAAUAUCUUACACGGGUACGACGAUAACAUAUCACCCAGGCCUAAUAACAGGCACAAUUGCAGGUGUUGGUGCAUCUGAUGGCGACAUCAUCGAACACAGUCUGCCCGCCAACUGCAACCGAGGUGUUACCUACUUCCUUCUCCCUCUUGCUCUACUGGCGCCAUUCUCAAAGUCCCACAUGAAUGUACGGUUUUCUGGUCCUGGCGUCAUCACAUCUGCGACCGAGACCGGCGACAUGUCGGUCGAUUCGUUUCGAACUGCUAUAUUGCCUCUCUAUGGUCUGUUCGGCAUUCCGCCCGCACGAAUUGAGCUUCGCGUGCUGCAACGGUCUUGCGCUGGUCCACAUGGGCGGGGAGGAGGUGGUUUGGUCGAGUUGCGAUUUGCCAGCCAGGUCCGUCUGCCUAAGACUCUUCACCUCAACCGCAACCCAGGACGCGUAAAGAGGAUACGAGGCGUGGCAUAUUCUACGGGAGUGUCCGCGUCGAACAAUGGGCGCAUGAUUCAUGCCGCACGAUCGGUCUUGAACCCCCUAGUUUCCGACAUCCAUAUUGCUGCACAGUACGAUCAGGCGCCAUGGAUUGCAGAUGACAAGGCAGCUGGAAAGGGCAAAAAGAAGAUAGGGAUAGGCUUUGGGUUGAGCCUCGUGGCCGAGUCCAGCGUCCCGGGCAUACUGUACUCCGCAGACGUUGUAGCGCCGUCGGAGGGAGGCAUGGUACCAGAAGAUAUUGGUAGUAGGUGUGCGCAUCAGCUGGCCCAAGUGAUAGCACAGGGUGGAUGUGUGAGCUGGUCGGCGUCACGAACAGUGCUGACAUUGAUGGCUAUGGGGUCCGAGGACGUCGGUCGACUUAGGAUAGGCAAGGACGUUAUGGGCACAGAAGAGGUUGUUGGUUUGGCACGAGAUCUGAAGCAAUUCGGCGCCAGCAGUUGGGGCCUAAGACCGGCGGAGGAAGAUGAAUCGGAUGACAUUAUUGUUUCGGUCAAGGGCACGGGAGUCGGAAAUGUAGGACGGAAGAUAGCAUAA
Molecule: messenger RNA, 1221 nt
Organism: Phaeoacremonium minimum UCRPA7
Lineage: Eukaryota; Fungi; Ascomycota; Sordariomycetes; Togniniales; Togniniaceae
Product: putative rna-3 -phosphate cyclase family protein
Exons: 1
Coding region: 1-1221 (406 amino acids)
Biological process (GO): ribosome biogenesis; endonucleolytic cleavage of tricistronic rRNA transcript (SSU-rRNA, 5.8S rRNA, LSU-rRNA)
Cellular component (GO): nucleolus
Molecular function (GO): RNA endonuclease activity
Source: RefSeq, a predicted model, not a curated record